CAUGCGCUAUCCAUCCCCGUCCAAGGGGUGAGAAAACUGAGUCAUGGCCACCUGAGAUCUUCGGGACCUUAAUUUCGCAGAAGGUCCUCGCCAAUCGUAAAUAUAACUGUUAGUUUUGCUUUUUUGCACGACCCGCAGUAGAAUUCUAAAUCAGAAUCGUAUUCUGCAUGAUUUUUUCGCUUAGUAAUACCCGGUGCAAACCCGUUGUGAGACACGUGCAGCAGUAGAUGCAAGGAAAUCGAUAUGAUUUGCGAAAUAUCUGUAAAAUCGGCUUUUAGACCAUUUUUCUGCUUAUUUUCUGAAUUUAAACGAGAUAUACUCGUGUCGGAACUAAGUAGAAAUCACGGGUAACGUAGAUUAUUCGAUAUUCGUUUGAAUUUCGCCAAAAAAAUCACACAAAAAUGCAUUGCAAAAUGAACAAACCUCCAUUUUAAUAGACUGAUAAAAUUAGAGAAGAAAACAUCAUGUUGGAACCAUACUCUCCCAGCUCACUUUGGUUGGUUAUUUUGGGUUUUAUCAUAGCUUUUGUCCUAGCUUUCGGAAUAGGAGCUAACGAUGUAGCUAACUCUUUCGGUACUAGCGUAGGCUCUAAAGUACUCACCAUAGUCCAGGCAUGCUGUUUGGCUACGUUUUUUGAAGUUGCCGGAGCUAUUCUAAUAGGUUAUAAGGUUUCGGAUACAAUGAGAAAAGGCAUUUUGGAUGUAAACGUGUAUAAAGAUGGUGAAUUGGAGCUUAUGAUGGGUUCAAUUGCUGCUUUAGCUUCUAGUGCUGCCUGGUUGAUGGUAGCGACUUUUUUCAAGUUACCAAUAUCGGGUACUCAUAGUAUCGUGGGUGCCACAGUGGGCUAUACGCUGGUAGCUAGAGGAGCGGAUGGUGUACAGUGGUUAACUCUUGGAAAAAUCGUUGGUUCGUGGUUUAUAUCACCCAUUCUAAGCGGCCUAUGCUCCAUCACCAUCCUGUGGAUCAUCGAACGCUGCAUCCUACAGAAAGCAGACCCCUUGGAAGCCGGACUGACUGCUCUACCGUUGUUUUACAGUUUUACCAUUCUGGUUAACGUAUUCUCCAUCGUAAUGGACGGACCCAAACUGCUCUACAUGGAUAACAUACCUCUUUGGCUGGCAACAACGAUCAGUUUAUCCGUAGCUGUGUUAUCCAUGCUGAUUAUUUGGUUGGUUGUAGUGCCAUGGCAAAGAGAGAUUAUUAGGAGAGAAAUGAUCGUAGAGUCUACCAAAGUUAAUUUUAAUAUCGGGGAAUCGUCAGAUACUUCACCAGAAGCUAGCCCCAAAAAGUCCAACAGAAACUCGACCUACUCAGACCGUCAAUUAACAGUAAUAGCUGAACAUACCGAAUUAAAACAGUUGGACAACCAACUUACGGCUUCUAAGUACAUUUUUCCCGCAGAGUCUGCCGAA
Messenger RNA from Sitophilus oryzae (rice weevil), 1412 nucleotides. RefSeq names its product sodium-dependent phosphate transporter 2-like. Gene Ontology annotation, biological process: phosphate ion transmembrane transport. Gene Ontology annotation, molecular function: phosphate transmembrane transporter activity. The record is from RefSeq and is a predicted model, not a curated record. NCBI's taxonomy places the organism in Eukaryota, Metazoa, Arthropoda, Insecta, Coleoptera, Curculionidae. Gene Ontology annotation, cellular component: membrane.